Messenger RNA from Eimeria mitis, 243 nucleotides. RefSeq lists its product as uncharacterized. NCBI's taxonomy places the organism in Eukaryota, Apicomplexa, Conoidasida, Eucoccidiorida, Eimeriidae. The record is from RefSeq and is a predicted model, not a curated record. The transcript is spliced from 3 exons. Bases 1 to 243 code for a protein of 80 amino acids.
AUGCACUCAGAGGUGAACCCAUCUGCUCUGCACGAGGCAGGAUCUUUCGGUGUUGCGAUAUGCGUUUGCCAGACAGAUUCUGACUUGACAGCCGACCUCAGUGAACUGGUCGUGCAGUAUGUCUGCAGGGCAAUAGUUGGGAACAGUCACGCUGUUCGGUAUUCGGAUGAAGUCAUGGUUGUGAACGCUACACUGCUUUUGCCGGAGUCUGGCACGUACCAACACAGUGUUCAGGACACAUAA